Molecule: messenger RNA, 1053 nt
Organism: Penicillium odoratum
Lineage: Eukaryota; Fungi; Ascomycota; Eurotiomycetes; Eurotiales; Aspergillaceae
Exons: 2
Coding region: 1-1053 (350 amino acids)
Molecular function (GO): chitin binding
Source: RefSeq, a predicted model, not a curated record
AUGAAGUUCUUAGAAAUGAAUCAUGUUGUGACUUUCGGUGUUAUACUAGCAUCGACUGCCACUGCAUCAUACUUCCCAGGUGGUCUUCUUUCCGGCAAAUUUACCUCGGUUGACAAACGUUCUGUACCAACUGUUGGCAGUGAUGGUAUAUGCUACACUUAUACUGUUGAAUCAGCUGAUACCUGUGCCAGUAUUGCCUCGGCUUUCGGUAUCACAGUCGCAGAGAUCGAGAGUUACAACUCGGACACAUAUGCCUGGUACGGCUGCGAUGACCUCUACCAAGGUGAAUUUAUCUGUUUGAGCAGUGGAUCUCCCACUAUGCCUGUCGCUCUUCCACAUGCCAUAUGUGGCCCCCAGGUACCGGGAACAGCACGACCUACCGACAUGUCCAAAUCCCAUCUUGCUUCUCUGAACCCUUGUACUUCAAACGAAUGUUGUUCAACUGAGGGUCAGUGCGGUACUACCUCAGUAUAUUGCAGUUCGUCAAAGUGCAUCUCGAACUGCGAUGCUGAAGCUGCAAGAGCAGUGACGAGUACAACUUCCAGCAAAUUAUCCACAUCCAGCAAGACCUCUACCAAAUCGACCACUUCGUCUACGUCUACGUCAAGUAAGGAAAUCGAAACAGUGACCUCCGUCACCACGGAAGUCCAGGUAACGACUACGCCGUGGUCAAUCGCAAUCUAUUCCGAGAAAAACUGCAACGCAGAUGAUACCGGUGCUGGCUACUAUGUUCUUGGGGGAACCAACUAUGAAAACACGGGCGAAUGUCUGACCCUAAGUGGGGGACACACAUCCACUGACUCUACUGGCAGCGCCUCGUGGUGCCAGUGGUACGAGGGAGAUGGUAGCAAAGGCUAUGUGAGCUGUGGAGAAUCAACACUUGUCAAGCCCGGGUCGUAUUUCAUUUCGUCUGGUCAGUGCUGGACCUUUUCCGAUAGUGCCUGUCAGGAUGACUCUGGUGAGAUAGAUAAUAAUGCCCUUGGGUGUCAAGCUUACUUGAGUACGAUGUGGAAUCCUAAAGUCAUUGGGUCUAUGCAAUGUGCGUAUGUUUGA